AUGAAUCAAUGGCGUGAAUGCCGGAAACGGGGUGGAAAGAAUUCUCCAUUUGCAUAUUUCCUUCUGUUCGAAGACAAACUCUCCAACGAACGAAUACCAAUUUCUGCUGAGGAAGAAAAGCAAGGCAAUUAUCAUGUGGUUCGAUUUUCAGAGAAAAGCACCACAUUUCUUUCUUUCUUUCUUUCUUUCUUUCUUUCUUUCUUUUUUCUACUGAUCUAUUGUUCUUCAUAUUGUCAUAUUUUCAAGGAACCUUAUAAUCGCUUCCUUCAUUUGUCUUUCUUUGUUUCUUUCUUUGUCUUUUUCUUUCUUUCUUUCACUUUUCACUCGUUCUUUCUUUCUUUCUUUUUCUUUCUUUCAUUCAUUCUUUCUUUGUUUCAUCCAUUCUUUCUUUCUUUCUUUCUUUCUUUCUUUCUUUUCCUAGCGACAAAUAACCAUUUAAAAGAAAGUCAGCAACUGAAUCUUACCAUUAUCUAUCUAUCUAUCUAUCUAUCUAUCUAUCUAUCUAUCUAUGAAUGUGUUCAUUAUCUAUCUAUCUAUCUAUCUAUCUAUCUAUCUAUCUAUCUAUCUAUCUAUAUCAAUGUGUUCAUUUUCUAUCUAUCUAUUUAUCUAUCUAUCUAUUCUGUUCAUUAUUAUCUAUCUAUCUAUCUAUCUAUCUAUCUAUCUAUCUAUCUAUCUAUCUAUCUAUCUAUCUGA
Acanthosepion pharaonis is the source of this 693-nucleotide messenger RNA. Lineage: Eukaryota; Metazoa; Mollusca; Cephalopoda; Sepiida; Sepiidae. The record is from the annotation of a GenBank genome assembly.